Molecule: messenger RNA, 285 nt
Organism: Exophiala spinifera
Lineage: Eukaryota; Fungi; Ascomycota; Eurotiomycetes; Chaetothyriales; Herpotrichiellaceae
Exons: 3
Coding region: 1-285 (94 amino acids)
Biological process (GO): translation; ribosomal small subunit assembly
Cellular component (GO): cytosolic small ribosomal subunit; ribosome
Molecular function (GO): structural constituent of ribosome; RNA binding
Source: RefSeq, a predicted model, not a curated record
AUGCGAGCAUCAUUCGCGCUGUUGAAGCGCUCUGCUUGGAAAGGACCGAACGUGGUGCCCUUCCCGAAUCUCAAACCUGCCGUCGCCGGCAAGACUCCCCCCGUUAUCAAAACCCAAGCUCGAGCAGCCUCGAUAUUACCCGCUUUCGUCGGAUUGCGGUUCGCCGUCCACAAUGGCAAGAACUAUCAGGAAGUCUACAUCACGGAGGAGAUGGUAGGAAGAAAACUGGGAGAGUUUGUCCCGACGAGAAAACGUUUCACAUACAAGAUGUCCAAGAACAAGUAG